This is a messenger RNA of Ascochyta rabiei, 1611 nucleotides long. RefSeq lists its product as uncharacterized. Bases 1 to 1611 code for a protein of 536 amino acids. Gene Ontology annotation, molecular function: succinate-semialdehyde dehydrogenase (NAD+) activity. The transcript is spliced from 2 exons. Gene Ontology annotation, biological process: GABA catabolic process. NCBI's taxonomy places the organism in Eukaryota, Fungi, Ascomycota, Dothideomycetes, Pleosporales, Didymellaceae. The record is from RefSeq and is a predicted model, not a curated record.
AUGCGCUCCUUCGCAGCAGCAACACGUUCUAUCGCGCGCCAGCAGACGUCGUGCAGAAGCAGCUUCCAACGCCAGACGCUCCUAGCAAUCGUGUCAAGAAGAUACUCGAGCAACAUGGGCCACAACGUGCCUGCCCUCAAGGACCCAUCUCUCCUCAAGAGCCAGACCUAUGUCAACGGUGAAUGGAUAGGCGCCAAAUCCGGCAAGACCUUCGAGGUCCAUGACCCCGCCACCGGCAAGCUCAUCGGCACCCAGCCUGAGAUGGACCGCACCGAUACCGAAGCUGCCAUUGCUGCCGCCGCCGCCGCUCUGCCCUCGUUCAGCAAAUUGACUGGCCGCGAGCGCUCACGUCUGCUGCGCAAGUGGUACCAGUUGAUGACUGAAAAUGCUGAGGAUCUUGCGACGCUCAUCACAUGGGAGAAUGGCAAGCCGUUGGCUGAUGCAAAAGGCGAGGUCUCGUACGCAGCCAGCUUUUUCGAGUGGUUCUCUGAGGAGGCGCCGAGGGUGUACGGCAACACCAUCCCCUCGAGCGUGGGUACAAACAGGGUCUUUACAAUCAAGGAGCCAGUCGGUGUUUGCGGACUCAUCACACCAUGGAAUUUCCCUGCUGCUAUGAUCACCCGUAAGAUCGGACCUGCGCUGGCCGCUGGUUGUACUGUGGUGGCAAAAUCUCCUGGCGAAACACCCUUCACAGCUGCAGCGCUCGCAGAGCUUGCACACCGCGCAGGCAUUCCCAAAGGCGUAGUGAACUUCGUCACAGCAAUGGAGAACACGCCCGAGGUGGGCGAGACCAUCACAACUAGCAAGACCAUCAAGAAGGUCUCCUUCACUGGCUCUACCGGCGUAGGAAAGCUCUUGAUGAAGCAAUCUUCUUCGACUCUGAAGAAACUGUCUUUUGAGCUCGGCGGCAAUGCCCCCUUCAUUGUCUUUGACGAUGCCGACCUUGAGACCGCGGUAGCGGGCGCCAUCGCCUCCAAGUUCCGCUCUUCAGGCCAAACUUGCGUAUGCGCCAACAGAAUAUAUGUCCAAUCUGGCAUCUACGACCAGUUUGCCGAGCAGUUCACCGAGAAGGUCAAAGGUUUCAAGGUCGGUGCAGGUUUCGAGGAGGGUGUUACCCACGGUCCCGUCAUCCACGACCGCGCUGCGAAGAAGGUGGACGACCAUGUACAGGAUGCUGUGAAGAACGGCGGCAAGGUUCUCAUUGGCGGACAGAAGCUCCCAGACCUGGGCAGCGCCUUCUACCAGCCCACAGUAAUCCGCGACAUGACAGCCGACAUGCAGCUCGCACAUGAGGAGACCUUCGGCCCCGUUGCUGGUCUUUUCAAGUUCGACACCGAAGCCGAUGUCGUCAAGCUGGCAAACGCGGCGGAUGUUGGCCUUGCAGGAUACUUCUUUAGCAGGGACAUUCAGAGGGUGUACAGGGUUGCUGAAGCGCUUGAAGUCGGUAUGGUUGGUGUGAACACUGGAUUAAUAUCGGACCCUGCGGCGCCGUUUGGAGGUGUCAAGGAGUCCGGCUUCGGCCGCGAGGGUAGUAUGCUGGGUAUUGAGGAAUACAUGACAACGAAGACCAUCACGAUGGGCGGUAACGGGCAGCCUUUACAAGGGCAGUAG